Molecule: messenger RNA, 1739 nt
Organism: Varanus komodoensis (Komodo dragon)
Lineage: Eukaryota; Metazoa; Chordata; Lepidosauria; Squamata; Varanidae
Gene: GPC6
Product: glypican 6
Exons: 16
Coding region: 66-1739 (557 amino acids)
Biological process (GO): cell migration; regulation of signal transduction; regulation of protein localization to membrane
Cellular component (GO): synapse; plasma membrane; cell surface
Source: RefSeq, a predicted model, not a curated record
GGAGGGGCCUGUUUGCGCGGAAGGGAGUUGCUGCGGGCGCCCCUUCCCGCUUGCUCUUGGGCACCAUGGUUCCUCGGACCGGGGCGCUGCUUUGGGCUCUCCCGGGGCUGUUGCUGUCACUUUGCGCCGGAGCAGCGGACGUGAAAGCUCGGAGCUGCGGCGAGGUGCGGGAGGCGUACAAAGCCAAAGGAUUCAGCCUGCUCAACAUCCCCUACCAGGAAAUCGCAGGGGAACACCUAAGAAUCUGCCCUCAGGAAUAUACAUGCUGCACAUCGGAAAUGGAGGACAAGUUAAGCCAGCAAAGCAAACUGGAAUUUGAGAACCUGGUGGAGGAGACGAGUCAUUUUGUGCGCACAACAUUUGUGUCCCGGCACAAGAAAUUUGAUGAAUUUUUCCGAGAACUCCUGGAGAAUGCAGAGAGAUCCUUAAAUGACAUGUUUGUACGGACAUAUGGCAUGCUGUACAUGCAGAAUUCGGAAGUGUUCCAGGAUCUCUUCAUAGAGCUGAAGCGAUAUUACACCGGAGGCAAUGUCAACUUGGAGGAAAUGUUGAAUGACUUCUGGGCUCGGUUAUUAGAGAGAAUGUUCCAGCUCAUAAACCCCCACUAUCAUUUCUCGGAGGACUAUCUAGAGUGUGUGAGCAAGUACACAGACCAGCUGAAACCUUUUGGGGACGUCCCCAGGAAAUUGAAGGUUCAAGUGACAAGAGCUUUCAUUGCCGCGAGGACCUUUGUUCAGGGACUAACCGUAGGCCGAGAAGUUGCUAACAGGGUAUCUAAGAUAGAUGAGUUCCUACGUUGCACUCAUACAGUCUUACAAAUGAUUUAUUGCCAACACUGUUGCAGAGGAAUUACUGUCUACCGGCCAUGUUAUCAUGUCUGCAAGAGUAGCUUACGAGGUUCUUUAAAUAGGCAGGGCGACAUGUUUGCUGAAUGGAAUCAGUUUGUGGAUGCUAUGCUUUUGGUAGCAGACCGAUUAGAGGGGCCAUUCAACAUCGAAUCAGUGAUGGAUCCUAUUGAUGUCAAGAUUUCUGAAGCCAUCAUGAACAUGCAGGAAAACAGCAUGCAUGUAACAGCCAAGGUUUUUCAAGGGUGUGGACAACCUAAACCAGCUCCAGGAUUAAGAACUUCCCGCUCUGCUCCUGAUACCUUUAACACCCGCUUUCGACCAUAUAACCCAGAAGAAAGACCAACAACAGCGGCAGGUACAAGCUUGGAUAGACUGGUAAGUGAUGUUCAUGAAAAACUGAAGCUUUCCAAAAAGUUCUGGUCGACGCUACCAUACGCCAUCUGCAAGGAAGAGAGCGUGACGGCGGGCUUGUCCAAUGAGGAGGACUGCUGGAAUGGCCACACCAAAGCCAAGUAUCUACCAGAGAUCAUGAAUGACGGCCUCACAAACCAGAUCAACAAUCCUGAGGUUGAUGUGGACAUCACCAGGCCUGACACCUACAUACGGCAACAGAUCAUGGCCCUGAGGGUCAUGACAAACAAGCUGAAGAACGCAUACAAUGGGAACGAUGUGAACUUUCAGGACACAAGUGAUGAGACCAGUGGCUCGGGAAGUGGAAGUGGCUGCACCGAUGACAUAUGUCCAACAGAGUUUGAGUUCAUCACUACGGAAGCCCCACUUGUUGAUUCGGACAGAAGAGAAGUGGACUCUUCAGCAAGCCGUCUCAGCCAAUCAGCACUCCCAUGGCUCACCAUUGGCCUGGUCCUCCUACUGCAACGGCAGUGCAGAUAA